Molecule: messenger RNA, 807 nt
Organism: Daucus carota subsp. sativus
Lineage: Eukaryota; Viridiplantae; Streptophyta; Magnoliopsida; Apiales; Apiaceae
Exons: 5
Coding region: 109-588 (159 amino acids)
Cellular component (GO): chloroplast inner membrane; chloroplast thylakoid membrane
Source: RefSeq, a predicted model, not a curated record
ACAGUAUAUAAAUCAUCCACUUGGACAAGAAAAUACACACAACACAAACACACAGGCACACUCUUGAUUUCCUAGUGUUCUCCGUCUAGUUGCAGAUCUUUUUCUUCAAUGGCCACCCUCAUUGCUUCUGUUCAAAUCUCUGGUGGACUUCCUCUGAAGUCACGUGAUUGUUCGUUCGCAAGGUCCAAUUUGCAUGGCAGCACUGUGCCACUGGCAUUUCAAAGGAAACUGAAUCAACCAAAAACCAAGCGGAGCUUGGCUGUUUGUGCAGAGUACGGUGAUCAAAGAGGUGGAAGUGGUGGAGAUUUCUUGGCCGGCUUCCUUAUAGGCGGGGCAUUAUUUGGAACUCUUGGAUAUGUUUUUGCACCACAGAUAAGAAGAUCCCUGCUAAAUGAAGAUGAAUAUGGUUUUCGGAGAGCCAAGAGACCAAUUUACUACGAUGAAGGUCUAGAGAAAACCAGGGAGACUCUGAAUUCCAAAAUCAGUCAACUUAAUUCAGCUAUUGACAAUGUGUCGACAAGGUUGAGAGGAGGUAAAACUAAGCCUCCAGUUCCCAUGGAGAAUGAGGCAGAUGAAGCCACAAUGUAGAUCUGCAUGUAUUUGUCUGGAAUUGUUUCAUAAUUAUGUAUGGUCAGGAGUUCUGCGGUGAAUGGAUUUGAAUUUGGGUAAAGUUUUCUUUUAAAAGCUCUGCUAAAUACAUGUAAAUCACUUGGGAAAACUUGUUAGACGUCGCGCGCCAUGCAUAGAUGUUUAAAUUACAGCUGAUGAUCUUUCUAUCUAAUAAAAUAAGAUUAGUCUGUCAUACAA